AUGCGCAGCUCCACCAGAUCCGCCACGCGCAGCUCCGCCCUACCGAGCUCCUCCAUCACGCCGAGGCGAGCCAAGCCCAACCACCCGACUGCCCUGAACACUCUCCAGCCUCCCAGCCCUUGUGGGUUGCUCCAGCACCCACCGCCUCGUUCUCCUUCCCUCUUGCCACCUUCUCCCCCUCUAAGCUCCGAUCUCGUCGGCCUCUCAGUAAACAGCUCUUUCGAGCAUCAACUGCAAGCGAACCACUCUUUGGUGCAUCAACCUCUAACUGCCCCUGAGCCCAACGCCACAGCCACGUGUCACAAUGCCACAGGUCUGGUUGCUCUUCAGGCGGAGGAAAGCGCAGACUCUUCGGUUCAACCUCUCUCUUUACGUGCUCUGGCAGUUCACCUCCUCCUAACCCUGCUCUACGUGCUCUACACAGCGCUGUGCCCUCUCCUAGGGCUGCUAUGGUGGAUCGGCGUUUCUCAAGCACAAGUGAGGGCGUGGGUACAGCGACAGGGCUGUGCUGUGAGGGAGUGGGUGCAGCGGCAGCGAUCAGCUUUGGGGGCCAAGCUGAUGAAUCUGAGGAGAGCAGCUGCGUCUCGCAUGACACUUGGAAUCUUCCCCCGACUCCACAAUGCCAUUGAGCUGUGUGUUGCGCGGAUGAGAAGCGUGAGAGAAGCUCUUGUUGGAAUUCUCAAGCCAAUGUUUGGAGCAGCCAUGCUGAGGCAAGCAUUGGAGAGGAGAAUAGGGUCUCUUGAUAUGCAGCAGGCAGCGACAAGGAGAGAGGAAGCUGAGAGGGAAAGAGCCAUGGAAUGGAGUGAGCUGAGAAGGUUACUGGAUGAAAUAAGAGAUGGAGAGAGAGUAAUGAUUGCUGAGGUGGUUAGGGAGAGGGACGAGCGGGAGAAGGUGAGAAGAGAGAUGCAUGAGUUGAGGGAGCGACUGGAAGAGGCAAUGGGCAGUGGUGGAUUGGAGAGUUUGCUGAGGGGGCGACUGGGAGAGGCAAUGGGCAGUGGUGCAUUGGAGGGAGAGGAGGUGAGGGAGGGAGGGGGAGAGGCGAUGGGUGGUGGUGCAUUGGAGAGGGAGGAGGGGGAGGAGGAUGGGAGGGAUGAGAGAAUGGUGGAGGAGAGGAAAGAGGAGAGCAGAAGGGCAGAGAUGAAGAGGGUGGAGAGGAGGAAGGAGGAGAAGAGGGAGGAGAGGAGAGAGGAGAGAAGAGAGGAGAAGAGGAGGAUGGAGCGGAAGGAGAAAUGGAAGGAGAGGUGGGAAGAAAAGGAGGAGGAAAGGAGGAGAAGGAGAUUUCCUGGAGGAUAG
Messenger RNA from Closterium sp. NIES-65, 1293 nucleotides. Lineage: Eukaryota; Viridiplantae; Streptophyta; Zygnematophyceae; Desmidiales; Closteriaceae. The record is from the annotation of a GenBank genome assembly.